AUGAUAAGCAUGCCUAGAGCCAAGGCAAAAAAGAGGCAGUCAACGUCAAGCGUAUUUCAAGGGAAUGAUGAUACGGUGAUUAACGAAAGCGCCGGAAGCUCAAGAACGAUAAACUUUCGUGAUGUGCAAGAAUCACUGUACCCCUUCAGGGGCGACGAUUCAUACUCCGUCGAGAAAUGGGUCGCGGACGUUGAAGAAAUGGCCGAGGUCUGUGGAUGGACCAGUCUCGAAAUAUUCAUUUACGGUAAGUGCCUACUUCAAGGAACUGAAAUGUUGUAUAUCCGAGCUGAAUGUGGUAUUAAGUCCUGGGAAACAUUGUGA
Macrosiphum euphorbiae (potato aphid) is the source of this 321-nucleotide messenger RNA. NCBI's taxonomy places the organism in Eukaryota, Metazoa, Arthropoda, Insecta, Hemiptera, Aphididae. The record is from the annotation of a GenBank genome assembly.